AUGAGUUUAGAAAAUGAUGAUAAGAGAGCACGCACGCGAUCGAAGUCUAUCAGAGUGCCCACGGAGCUCAUCGGCCAGGAGGUGAGCUGUCCAACCCCAGGCUGUAACGGCUCAGGACACAUCCGUGGAAAGUAUGCAAGACACAGAAGUUUACAGAGCUGCCCGCUAGCAAAGAAGAGGAAACUUCAGGAUGCGGAGGCUGAGCAUCUGGUGUCGAAGAGAAAAUCCCAUCCGCUCAAGCUGGCCUUGGAUGAAGGCUACAAUGUCGACAGCGACGGCAGCGAGGAGGCUGAGGCGAAGGAGGAGUCCGGCUCCGACGAGUCGGAGGGGACGCUGGAGGAGGACGAGGCGGAGGCGGUGGAGCAGGAGGAGACCCGCAGCCCCCAGCCAGCGGAAGGUAGAAGCCCAGCAAAAUCAACCCAUUAUGGACAAAACACGGCAACAAGUACGUCUGGGCCCAGCAAGGCCAACUAUAGCAGCUAUCAAGAAAUAAUCGCCAACUCUCUCCUAAACCUAGGCCAAAUAGCGGAGGAAACCCUCGCCAUCGAAGGGCAGCUGCCUGAAGCUGAGCUGCAGGUCUCCAAGCCGGCGUCCAACGUUGUGCACCUGGUCCACGAGGACGCGGGAGAAGAGUUAGUGGAGGAGGAGUGUGACAAGGAGAUCAUCAUCCAGACGGAGGAUGCGGAGGAGGUCAUCGAGGUCACCAGCGAACGCAGCAGCGAGUUGUGCCCAGAGCACCGGGAUGAUGCGAACUGCGAGGAGUCCUGCAAACUGCAAAAGGCUGAAGCAGAAGAGGAGGAUGAGGAGGAUGAGGAGGAGGAUGAAGAUGAGGAGGAGGAGGAGGAAGAAGAGGAGGAGGAAGAGGAAGAAGAAGAGGAGGAGGAAGAGGAGGAGGAGAUGGCUCCUGAAGUGAUCUGCGAAGAAGCUCCUCACACUUCUCAGGAUACCCAGAAAAGCCACUGUGAAGGGCAGUUCAGCCCAAAGCCCGAGUACUCGGUCAUCGUGGAGGUCCGGUCAGAUGACGACAAAGACGACGACGCCCGCUCCCAGAAAUCAGCGGUGACCGACGAGUCAGAGAUGUACGACAUGAUGACGAGGGGGAACCUGGGGCUGCUGGAACAAGCCAUCGCGCUGAAAGCUGAGCAGGUGAAAAUUGUGCGGGAGCCCAGCCGGCUGCCAGGAGAGCAUGUAAAGCACUUCCAGGUGGACGAGAAACAGAGCAAACCGCUGGACAGCAUCCGAAAGAGCUACUACGGCAAAGAUCCCUCAAGACCCGAGAAGCGAGAAAUCAAAUGUCCGACUCCUGGCUGCGAUGGGACUGGCCACGUCACGGGACUCUACCCUCACCACCGCAGCCUCUCUGGUUGUCCGCACAAAGACAGGAUCCCUCCCGAGAUCUUGGCGAUGCACGAGAACGUGUUGAAAUGCCCCACGCCAGGCUGCACAGGACAGGGUCACGUCAACAGCAACCGCAACACGCACAGGAGUUUAUCUGGGUGCCCCAUUGCUGCUGCUGAAAAAUUAGCCAAAUCGCAUGAAAAGCAACAAACCCAGUCUGGUGAUCCUUCGAAGACCAGCUCCAAUUCUGACCGGAUACUCAGGCCUAUGUGCUUUGUGAAGCAACUGGAGAUCCCUCAGUAUGGAAGCUACCGGCCCAACAUGGUCCCAGCAACCCCCCGGGCCAACCUGGCCAAGGAGCUGGAGAAGUACUCCAAGGUCACCUUCGAUUAUGCAAGUUUUGAUGCUCAGGUUUUUGGCAAACGCAUGCUUGCCCCAAAGAUUCAGACUAGCGAAACCUCACCUAAAGCCUUUAAAUGCUUCGACUACUCCCACGAUGCCGAGGCUGCGCACAUGGCUGCCACUGCCAUCCUCAACCUCUCCACCCGCUGCUGGGAAAUGCCGGAGAAUCUCAGCACCAAGCAGCAAGAGGCCCCCGGCAAGCCCAUGGACAUCGAGGUAGAUGAAAAUGGGACUCUGGACUUGAGUAUGAACAAACACCGCAAACGGGAGAGCACCUUUCCCAGCAGCAGCAGCUGCAGCAGUAGUCCCAGCAUGAAGUCCCCAGAUGUGUCCCAGCGCCAAAACAGCACCAGUGCCACGAGCAGCACCAUGACCUCCCCCCAGUCCAGCCAGACCUCCCGCCAGGAUGAAUGGGAUGGGCCCAUUGACUACACUAAACCAAACCGUCAGCGGGAAGAGGAGCCAGAAGAGUCAGAGCCUGCCGCCCACUCUUUUGCCUCCUCGGAAGCUGAUGAGCAGGAAGUGUCGGAGGAAAACUUUGAAGAACGAAAAUAUCCAGGGGAAGUUACUUUAACCAACUUCAAGCUUAAAUUCCUGUCCAAGGACAUCAAGAAAGAGCUGCUCACUUGCCCAACGCCAGGCUGUGACGGCAGCGGACACAUAACGGGAAACUAUGCCUCUCACCGCAGCCUUUCUGGUUGUCCUCUUGCUGACAAGAGCCUCAGAAACCUCAUGGCUGCCCACUCUGCUGACCUCAAGUGCCCUACUCCUGGUUGUGAUGGCUCUGGUCACAUAACAGGAAAUUAUGCAUCGCAUAGAAGUCUGUCAGGCUGCCCUCGUGCCAAGAAAAGUGGGAUCAAGAUCACCCCAACAAAGGAUGAUAAAGAAGACCCAGAGCUGAUGAAGUGUCCGGUUCCUGGCUGCGUUGGGCUUGGACACAUCAGUGGCAAAUACGCCUCUCACCGGAGCGCAUCAGGGUGUCCUCUCGCAGCCCGCAGGCAGAAGGAAGGAUCGCUCAACGGCUCCUCAUUCUCCUGGAAGUCGUUGAAGAAUGAAGGCCCAACCUGCCCCACCCCAGGGUGCGAUGGCUCCGGCCAUGCCAAUGGGAGCUUCCUCACUCACAGAAGUUUGUCAGGGUGUCCAAGAGCUACUUUUGCUGGGAAGAAAGGAAAACUCUCAGGGGAUGAAAUUCUCAACACAAAGUUCAAGACCAGCGAUGUUCUGGAGAACGAUGAAGAGAUCAAGCAGCUGAACAAGGAGAUCAGUGAGCUGAACGAGUCCAACUCGGAGAUGGAAGCAGCCAUGGUGAAACUACAGUCGCAGAUCUCCACCAUGGAGAAGAACCUGAAGAACAUUGAGGAGGAAAACAAAAUCAUAGAGGAGCAAAACGAAGCCCUGUUCCUGGAGCUCUCAGGGUUGAGCCAGGCUCUAAUCCAAAGCCUUGCCAAUAUCCGCCUUCCGCACAUGGAGCCAAUUAGCGAGCAGAACUUCGAUGCGUACGUGAACACGCUGACCGACAUGUACACCAACCAGGAGUGCUACCAGAACCCGGAGAACAAGGACCUGCUGGAGAGCAUCAAGCAAGCUGUCAAGGGCAUCCAGGUUUAGUGCCAUGGGAUGGAGACAAGCAAAUGAACAGACUGUAAGAUGGAACUUUCCCUCCAAGUAUUCAGGUUUACAAGUUAGAAAACUUGUUUAAUGAAUGAAAAAAAAAAAAAAAA
Molecule: messenger RNA, 3461 nt
Organism: Phaethon lepturus (White-tailed tropicbird)
Lineage: Eukaryota; Metazoa; Chordata; Aves; Phaethontiformes; Phaethontidae
Gene: MYT1
Product: myelin transcription factor 1
Exons: 21
Coding region: 1-3348 (1115 amino acids)
Biological process (GO): regulation of transcription by RNA polymerase II
Cellular component (GO): nucleus
Molecular function (GO): zinc ion binding; RNA polymerase II cis-regulatory region sequence-specific DNA binding; DNA-binding transcription factor activity, RNA polymerase II-specific
Source: RefSeq, a predicted model, not a curated record